Messenger RNA from Sporothrix brasiliensis 5110, 2259 nucleotides. RefSeq names its product translation initiation factor 3 subunit B. The transcript is spliced from 2 exons. Gene Ontology annotation, biological process: translational initiation. Gene Ontology annotation, cellular component: eukaryotic translation initiation factor 3 complex. Gene Ontology annotation, molecular function: translation initiation factor activity; translation initiation factor binding; RNA binding. NCBI's taxonomy places the organism in Eukaryota, Fungi, Ascomycota, Sordariomycetes, Ophiostomatales, Ophiostomataceae. The record is from RefSeq and is a predicted model, not a curated record. Bases 1 to 2259 code for a protein of 752 amino acids.
AUGGCGCCCUCUUUCGACCACCUCCGCGAGGCGGAUCUCGACGACGACGAGUACGACGAGGAUGAGGUCGACAUCUCCGACCUGCGCGCAAAGUACGAGGUGCAGCUGGAGCAGGGAUUCGAUACGUUUGUUGUGAUUGACGGCCUGCCCGUGGUCACGGAGGAGCAGAAGCCGAAGCUGGUCAAGUUCCUGCUGAAGAAGCUCAACACGGUGGGACGUGCGCGUGAGGACAGCAUCGAGAUGCCCAUGGAGGGCGAGGACGGAAAGUCUCUUGGCUUUGCUUUCGUGGAGUAUUCGUCUGCCGGCGAGGCCGCGGCCGCCGUCCGGCAACUCGACAACGUCGCGCUCGACAAGCGCCACACGCUGCGCGUCAACAAGCUGACCGACAUUGAGCGGUACGGCCGCGAGGGCCGCAUCCACGACGAGUACGAGCCACCACACAUUGACGAGUUUGUGCCCCGCGACCACCUGCGCUCGUUCCUGGCCGAUCCCAGCGGCCGCGGCCGCGACCAGUUCGUCCAGUACCGCGGCGACAACGUCGCCGUUGUCUGGAAUAACGAGAAGGACAGCCAGGAGGUUAUCGUCGACCGCCCCAACUGGACCGAGAGCUUCGUGCAGUGGUCGCCACUGGGCACCUACCUGACGUCGGUGCACAUCCAGGGUGUGCAGCUGUGGGCAGGCCCCAAGUGGGACCGUGUCGGCCGGUUCCCCCAUCCCUUUGUCAACCUCGUCGCUUUCUCGCCGCAGGAGAACUACCUCGUCACGUGGUCCAACCGCCCCAUCUCCAUCUCCGAGGAGGGCCACCCCGCGCUGUCCAUCGACGACGACGGCAAGAACUAUGUGAUCUGGGACAUUGCCUCGUCCAAGCCGCUGCGGUCGUUUGCCAACAUCGACAUCCCCAUUGGCCCCGGCGCCGAGGGCCCCGACGGCGUCAAGGCGCCCCGGAAACAGCCAUGGCCGGCCUUCAAGUGGUCGUCGGACGACAAGUACGUUGCGCGGUUAACACAGGGCCAGUCCAUCUCCGUCUACGAGCUGCCCCGCAUGAACCUGCUGGACAAGACGACGAUCAAGAUUGAGGGUGUCAUGGGCUUUGACUGGGCACCGGCGCGGCCGCAGCGCGACGGCGUCAAGACGUAUGAGCAGCUGUUCUGCUACUGGACGCCCGAGAUUGGCAGCAACCCUGCCAAGGUCGGCCUCAUGAGCAUCCCGUCCAAGGAGAUUGUGCGCACGCUGAACCUGUUCAGCGUGUCGGACGCGAAGCUGCACUGGCAGUCCGAGGGCGCGUAUCUGUGCGUCAAGGUCGACCGCCACUCCAAGUCCAAGAAGUCGCAGGCCACGACGCUGGAGAUUUUCCGCGUCAAGGAGAAGGGCGUGCCCGUCGAGGUGCUCGACACCAUCAAGGACACGGUCAUCAACUUUGCGUGGGAGCCCAAGGGCGACCGGUUCGUCAUUAUCACGACGACCGAGCCGGUGGGCCCGACGGCCGUGCCGCCCAAGACGUCCGUGGCGUUCUACUGCCCCGAGAAGGCCAAGGGCAACGCGGUCGGCAACUUCAAGCUGCUGCGCACGCUCGAGAAGAAGAACAGCAACGCCAUCUACUGGUCGCCCAAGGGCCGCUUCGUCGUGGUCGCCACCGUGCACAACCAGCAGAGCUCGGAGCUCGAGUUCUUUGACGUCGACUACGAGGGCGAGAAGCCCGAGGCCGAGAAGGACAUGACUGCCAACCUGCAGCUCAUGAACACAGCCGACCACUACGGCGUGACGGACGUGGAGUGGGACCCCUCUGGCCGGUACGUGGCCACGUGGGCGUCGGCCUGGAAGCACUCGAUGGAGAACGGCUACCACAUGUACAACUUCAAGGGCGAGCUGCUGCGCGAGGAGCCCAUUGACAAGUUCAAGCAGCUGCAGUGGCGCCCGCGCCCGCCGACGCUGCUGUCCAAGGAAGAGCAGAAGGCGAUCCGCAAGAACCUGCGCGAAUACUCGCGCGUCUUCGACCAGGAGGACGCCGAGCGGAUAGCCGGCGCCGACCAGGAGGUCGUCGACCGCCGCCGCGAGCUGCUGGCCGAGUGGUAUAGCUUCCGCGAGUCCAUGGAGGAGGAGCUGGCCGAGGAGCGCGAGCUACAGAACAUCUCCGCCAACGUUGUCGAGGAGAUGCUCAAGGCCAAGACGGAGGCCCUGGGCGCCGUUGAGGAUCAGGAGAAGGUGGUCGAGGAGAUUGUCGAGGAGGUCCUCGAGGAGACGGAGGAAAUUGUGCAGUAA